AUGGGCUUCUGGAACGACGGUAUCCGCGACCGCAGCCGGAGCCGGAGUCGCAGCCCAUCCCGAAAGACAAACUACUAUGCCUCCCGCCCAUCAUAUUCUCGCAGCGCAUCCUCCUUCUUCUCCUUGGGCGGGGGCGGCGGUCCUUCGUCUCGAGGCCACGCCCGCCCUCGUCCACGCUCCGGCUUCGUCAACCGUGUUCGUCGCUUCCUGCGCGAGAUAUACUCCUACAUGCGCCGUCAUCCCGUCAAGGUCUUCUUGCUGGUCAUCAUGCCCUUGAUCACCGGCGGCGCGUUGACCAAGCUUCUUGCCCGCUUUGGUGUCAGACUGCCUCGCGCGUUGGAGAAUAUGGUAGGAGGAGGAAGGGGAGGUGGCGGCGGGUUUCGUCAGCAAAGUGAGAGAUACUAUGCGCGUGGUGGAGCUCGCGAUUUCGCCGGCGGCAGUGCGAUGCCCGGCAUGGCCGGCGGCGUGGGCGAGAGUAUUUCAUCCUUGGUGGGCAUUGCGCAGAGGUUCAUGUGA
This is a messenger RNA of Capronia coronata CBS 617.96, 516 nucleotides long. RefSeq lists its product as uncharacterized. NCBI's taxonomy places the organism in Eukaryota, Fungi, Ascomycota, Eurotiomycetes, Chaetothyriales, Herpotrichiellaceae. The transcript has a single exon. The record is from RefSeq and is a predicted model, not a curated record. The coding region runs from base 1 to 516 and encodes 171 amino acids.